AUGUACGAAUCAACUACCUCGUUGGAUCUUCACCGUCUGAGCCGGCAGAGCCUCCAGAAACGGUACGAGUCCGACGAAGAAGAUGUAUCGGAAUCCGAUGCCGGUGGACCAGACUUCGUCCCCUCGCUAGUAGGCUCACAACGGGCUGGAACUAUCGAUUCAGAUCUGAGUGCCGAUGAGAAUUCGCAUAUGGAUCCCGACUCUGACCGGGAAGAUCACCUACUAGCCCCAUACCAUGUGGCUAAACGACCUCGCCCAGUCUCAAUGGAUACAGUGAAACGAAGCAGCGAUGCAACAUUCGUGGAAAACACCCAUGUAUUCGAUCCAGAAGAUGACAUGGUUCUUGAACUUCCUCACCCACCAAGCCCUCCAGAGCUGGGCUCAGAUCAUCUCUUCUUACAACCAGCCAUCUAUGUCUCUCCGAACACGCCACCAACUCAUCAUCAACGAUCUCGGUCUUCAUCCCCGUCGUCUAUCUUCUCAGUGGAAAACGCCGAGAUCCACGUUGCAAAGAAAAUAACAUUGAUGGAACCACCAACCCGUCCGACACUGGUCUUCAUUAACUCUCUCGGAUCUCGAUCCAAAGGUUCCAGAUCAAGACCCACGAACCUUCGACCUCGGGGAAAUGCUCGAAACCGCGAGUCUCGGAUCUUCGACGGCAAGCUAGAGGGCAAUGUGCAAGUCCCACGCCUAACAGACGUCAAGUCCACAUCAUCCCCCAGGGCAUCUGAACUCUAUAAGCCACCUACCGAGGAACCUCUUCUAGAAAACAUCUCAACCCCGACACCACAAAGUGCCACAAUAAGCAGCGUUUCCGACAUCCCCACACUCCCCUACUUCCCUCCAUCCCCAAAACAAAAGCCAAUCUCCCGCCCCCGCCCCCGCCCCAAUACCUCAGGCUCAACAGAGAAACAAUUCCCAACUCUCGCCUCCCGCUCUUACCACGCCCGCCGCCCCACAGACCCAACCCGACGCCCGCCAUCAACACGCAGCAACAGCAAUAGCAGCGUCCCAACUUAUUCCCCACGUUCCGCGUCUCCAUUUCCAGACGAACAGAGAGGGUAUAUACCAGAUUACCACAGUGAAGGUUCAGGAUCCUUCCUCUCUCGAACAUGCAGUCCAGCCUCGACUGCCCCCUCCCCGCCACAGCAGCAAUAUGUCCACUCUUCGAAACGGGGUCCCGUUCCUUCGUCUAACCCAUCAGGGGGCUUUUCUCAUCGUGCCCCAAUGAUGCGACACAUGACGCGCAAACACUCCGCCACCUCUAGCAUUCACUCAAUGGCUAGUAUGCGUUCGGAGGUGGAUGCUUAUCCAACGCCCUCGAAUCUGAAUAUACUUUCCUCUGCAUAUGCGGCGUCAAGUCAACCUGCUGUUAAUGUUAUUCAGGAUCGUGAGCGUCCCACACGGAAAUCAAGCCAGAGACGUCACGGGAGACAGGCUAGCUCGAGCACAGCACGCGUGUUCAUGGGGCUGAAACUUGGGAAGAGGGCUUUUAAUAAAGUCUAG
Molecule: messenger RNA, 1506 nt
Organism: Penicillium angulare
Lineage: Eukaryota; Fungi; Ascomycota; Eurotiomycetes; Eurotiales; Aspergillaceae
Exons: 1
Coding region: 1-1506 (501 amino acids)
Source: RefSeq, a predicted model, not a curated record